GUCGAAAACCAAUCCCUGGACACAAUUGAACUAAAAACGUCAUACAGGAAGGACUUGUUGCAACCAACAUUUUUCAUCGCAACGGACCUUUUUACGCAUCGUUCAACAUCUAGAGGCAAAUUGCUCGAUUCAAGUGAUAGGAGAUCUAGCUAGUUCCUCUUAGGUUCGCAUAUUUUAGUCCUUUAUCGGAAAAGGCAAAAUAGCACAUCUGAACAAAUAAGCAAUUGCCAUUUGAGAGCUUUUCGGAUACCCCCUUCUAAAGCUUGUGUCCUAUAUUCUUGAUACGCCUUGAUCAUGAAUGGACUCAAUCGUGGCACUAAGGACGGCUACGAGCAAGAAAUAUCGUCGAGCGACUCGUCUGACUUCAUCACAGAUGAUGAAAAGUCGCUCACUUCUCAACCGCAUCCGGCACAGGAAACAACUGGCACCAGAUCACAAAAUUCCACGGGCCAUCAAGAUGUUUUCCAGCAAUAUCUCGACGAGCCUCCACGAUGCUAUGAGAUUGAAGCGGAGGGGGCUAAUACGUGGGAGAUUUCUGGAAUUACAGAGCUCAAAGACGAGAAAUACGCUGGUCCAAGAUUCAAAGUUGGAGAGGAUUUUGAGUUCAACCUUCUGCUUAUGCCGCCAACCAGAAAGAACACUUCGGCCUACUCUGUGUAUCUGGAAGCGCAUCCCUUGAAGGCCAAGGAGGGUGAGAGUUGGCAUUGCUGUGUCCAGUUUGCCAUUGAUGCUUGGCUUCCCUCAGAACCCUCAGUUCACAAAGUUAAUAAUUCGUUUUAUCGCUUCAACCCCAGGAUCACCGACUGGGGAUUUGUUGGUCUUCUAAACAGCCGACAGGCAUCAGACGUGAAGAUGUUGAAGGCAAGCAGCCUCAAUAUCACAGCAUAUGUCAGAGUCAUCAAAGAUCAUACCGGAGUCUUGUGGCAUGACUUUCUUGAUUAUGAUUCCAAGAAAGAGACCGGCUACGUGGGAAUCACAAACCAGGGUGCAACCUGUUAUUUGAAUUCUUUACUUCAGUCCUAUUUCUUCACUAAAGUGUUUAGAAAGAAGGUCUACCAAAUCCCAACGCAGGACGAGAUCAGUUUCGGAUACAACUCUUUCCAGCAAUACCUUGAACAGCCCAAGAGUGUGUCAUUGUCACUUCAGAGAAUAUUUUACAGUCUACAGACAUCAGAUAAGCCUAUUGACACGCUCGAGCUCACUCAUUCUUUUGGUUGGAAUAGCGCAGACGCUUUUACUCAGCAUGACGUUCAAGAACUGAACCGUAUUCUGAUGGAUAGACUGGAGUCCAAGAUGAAGAAUACUGAAAUUGAAGGAUGCUUGAAUGAUAUUUUUGUGGGCAAAAUGAAAAGUUUCAUUCGUUGCAUCAACGUCGAUUACGAAAGUAGUCGUAUCGAAGAUUUCUGGGAUAUACAGCUGAAUGUGAAGAAUCUGAAAAACAUCAGAGAGUCAUUUGAAAAUUACAUUGAGCUGGAGCUUCUUAAUGGAGACAAUAAAUAUGAUGCCUCCGGAUAUGGUCUACAGGAUGCUGAGAAGGGUGUUGUGUUCGAAAGCUUUCCACCUGUUUUACAUCUACAGCUCAAGCGGUUUGAGUAUGAUUUUGAGUAUGAUCAGCUGGUCAAGAUAAACGACAAGUACGAGUUUUUUGACUCAAUCGACCUCAAACCUUACUUGGACAAAGACGCUCCUAACUAUGACGAAGACUGGGAAUACAAAUUGCAAGGGGUUUUGGUGCAUCAGGGUGAUGUUUCUGUGGGUCACUACUAUGCAAUGAUUAAGCCAACACCUAAAGAUGAGUGGUUUAGAUUUGAGGAUGAUAAGGUGUGGAGAGUGACUCCAUAUGAAGUUUUCGAAGGUAAUUUUGGUGCAGAUAGCCUGACUAUCGACCCUAGAAAACUUACCAGAGAGCAACAGCAGGAUUAUCAUCUCAAGAGGCACACUUCAGCCUAUAUGCUUGUCUAUAUUCGCAAGACAAAGUUUGAAGAAGUUUUAAGCGAGGUUACAGAUGCUGACGUUCCGUCUCACAUCUCCAAGCAAAUCAAGUAUGAGCAGGAGGAGUACGAGAGGCUACGCAAAGAGCAAGAAGAAAUGCACCUGUACGCAAACAUUAAGGUGUACACGAAUAAAGGCUUUUUGAAAUAUCAAGGUUUUGACCUUGGUCCAAACGAAGAAGAUAGGCUCAAUUUCUCACCAGACCUGUUUGAUCCUGAAUCCUUCUCUUUGAAAUUCCGUGUGCUAAAGUCAGAGCCUUUCUCAAAAGUUUACGACCUGGUGGCUCAAAAGCUUGGCUACAAUGUGGAUAAAACCAAGCAGUUUAGGUUUUGGAGCAUUGUAAAUCGCCAUAACUUUGCAUAUCGUCCAUACAUGCCAAUUCCGCGCCAUUUCGAUGAUCCUAAAAACAAAGACAUUACUGUGAACCAGGUUGUCAAAUACAAUGAAUCUUUAAUGUCGAAGAGAAGAAAGACAACGCAGAGUUCACAGUUGAUUUUAUUUUUGGAGGAGUCGUCAAGAGAACUAAAAUUUGUUUCAAAUGGUAUAUUUGAGCUUACCAAUAAACAGAAGAUUCCUGCCCCAUUCUUCAACUUGGAACCUUUUGAUGUUAAAUUCGAAAAGGCGGUGGAACUAGUCAGCUCAGAAUUUAGUCUGCCCAAAUUCGAGUCCGUGUCUGAUGGUUCAGACAAGAUCAUGUUGUUUAUCAAAUAUUUCGACCAAGACAAGCAAUCUGUUAAAGGAAUUACCCAUGCAAUUGUUCCUGUGGAAAACCAAGUUGAAUAUCUAACGGAGCUUUUGAACAAUUUGAUGGGUUUUGAUAUCUCGACUCCACUAAGAUUUUAUGAGGAAUUUGGACCUAACCAGAUUCAAUGGCUCAAUCCUUCGAAGAGCUUCUACAAGUCGGAGCUAGGAAAUGGUGAUAUCAUUUGUUUCACCAAGGCUGAUUCCGAAGUGAAUCCAAACCCUGAUCGGGAGCUGAAGACUGUUGAGGACAUCUACGACUUCAUGGCAAAUAGAUGCCAUUUCAAGAUUUCUCCACUAGUCAAGAUUGACGAGGAUGAAGAGGAGUACGUCAAGAUUGCUGAAGACAUGGACCCUAUUGACACGAAAUCUAGAUCAGACUCCUCGAAGUCGUCUUUGAAUAAGGAUUUUGAGCUGUGGUUUUCGACGAUGUCGACCUACCAGGCUCUAGCAGAGAAGAUUGGUGCUCAUAUCAGAGUUGAUCCUGACUAUUUGAGACUCUUCAUCUUGGGUCACUCCAAUCAGCGCAUCCCGUUGAAGAGAGAUACAGUUUUUAGAAGGCUUAUCGACAAGAUUCCAAAAUCCCAAACGCUAGAGAUCCAGUACGAAGUUCUGAAUGUUACUCUUGCAGAGUUUGAAGAAAUGAAACUUUGUCACGUUUCAUGGGUUGGCCAAGGUAUUUGCCGGGAGCAAAAACAUGAGUUUUUCCUUCCAAGAUCAAGCACUAUAGAUGACCUGAUCGAUAGGCUGCAAACGAAGGUUAACAUCAAGCCUCAGGAGCGUCAAAACAUCGUUUGUUGGGCACCUGACCGCCACGUUCGUUUGAGUGUCUACCCGACAGAAACAACAAUUGACUCAUUUGAUCAUUUGGUGAUUGGAAACUUCCCUAACUUCAAGCAAGUGUUGGAGCAUGGUUCCAAAACUUCGAAACUGGUGACAGGCUUUCAGUUUUUCGGUAAGGUCACUAACCCUCACGGCCUUCCAUUUAUUUUUGAUUUGAUCAAAGAUGAGCCUCUAUCGAAAACAAAGUCGAGGUUGCAUAAGUUACUUGGAUUGAGCGACAAAGAGUUCAACAGUGUUAGGUUCGGAAUUACGGACUUCAAAGAUGUGGAGUAUUUGGAUUCCGAGGACACGGAUUCCAUAGUUCUCUUUGACGUUUUAAAUUCUGCAGACAUUCAGAUUUGUGUUGACCACCCCGAUCGUUCUGUCCGAAAAGGGUCCGUGUUCGAGCCAUCUAUUUUUAUUAGGGAAUAAAUAUGUUACUAUUGCGCUUGUAUUGGUUAAUGCUGAGAAACUUGGCGUCUUUCAUAAUCUUUCUUUCGGAGCUGAGUGCUACUCAAUUUGUUUUGAAAUCCAUCGGCUUCGUCACCUCCUAAAGUUGCUAUCUGCACCACCUCCAGCUCAGGGAAGCCUUUUUCCUUCCUGACCUGAUUGACGUAUUGACCACCUUGCACACUUUCCGAGCUUAAAACGAGCGCAUCUAUAUCUUUAACGCUCGCAGUAGGUCCACAUAUAUCGUUGAUUUGAUGAAUUUCGAUCUGCAGUUUGGGUUCGAUCAGCUUGAUAAAUGUUUUAACGUUUUUCACCCUCGUCUCGUAGCUCUCCAGGCAUUCUGCGUAUUUCUUGUUUUUCAACAGUUCCGGACCAGUCACUCCUAUUAUAAGUAGUCUUGCUGUGACAAACACAGAGGCAGUUAAAAGCAUUUUAUGACCGCUGUGUAAAUGAUCAAAAGUGCCUCCUACAGCUGAAACCUGAUAUUGCUGAUAGGAUGAAUUCACCUUGGUGGAAAUAGCAGACUUUGUGGAGAUAUGCGGUUCCACAAGAUCCAAAUCAGAAUCAAGGACAUUGAUAGUUGGGUAAUCCAAGUUGCUCUCCGAUAAGUGAUACUUUAUCAAGGUACAGUCUGGUACAUGAGGAUCCUGGUACACGACGUUCACAUCCAAAUCCUCGUUAUAUCGAUAAACAAUUUCGUAUAUUUUUGGCAUGUAUUCAUUCAAUUGAUCCAAAGUUGCCGGUUUUUGUUCCAAUAGGGCAAACAAUCUGCCCCGGCAACGCUUUAAGGCCACAGAAAGUAUCUUUUCC
Molecule: messenger RNA, 4815 nt
Organism: Ogataea polymorpha
Lineage: Eukaryota; Fungi; Ascomycota; Pichiomycetes; Pichiales; Pichiaceae
Exons: 1
Coding region: 295-3987 (1230 amino acids)
Biological process (GO): regulation of protein stability; protein deubiquitination
Cellular component (GO): cytosol; nucleus
Molecular function (GO): protein binding; cysteine-type deubiquitinase activity; cysteine-type endopeptidase activity
Source: RefSeq, a predicted model, not a curated record